AGCAUUCAGUCUGCGCCGGUUAUAGAGGACGGGGGACCCUAGAAUUCUCUAUGCUAAAGCGUAGGUUAGCCCACUCCCCUCCCACCACUAAUAGGGGUGCUGGAGGAAGAGGCUGAGGCGGGACUCCUAGCAGGAGGUGGAGCAAGGGCAGAGACCCUGUCUGCGGAGGAGUGGGGCUGGGUCCUCGAGGUUCUUCUACCAGAAUUCCCUGAGAGGUCCAAGGGCAGAGGACGACAUGAACUGUCUUCGGGACUCAGGCCGUGGCCUCAUUCCUGCCUGGGAGACGCUUCUACUAACAGGUUCAGAAGUCUAGUCCAUUAUCAUCAAGACAGGAGUAUGGCAGCAUCCAAGCAGGCAUGGUGCAGGAGGAGCUGAGUGUUCUACAUCUUCAUCGGAAGGCUGCUGGCAGAAUACUGACUUCCAGGUGCCCUGCUCUCCUCCUGUACCUGCUCAGCCACCUCCAAGCUGCCCCAAAUGAAAGGAGCCAACACCCAGCUGCCUGUCCCCGGAGCUCUUGAGAAAGAUCUCAGCACUUCUUGGUUCCCAGAGCUUGAAGCCCAGCCGCCAACCUCAUCCUCUCCCAAGGGCCUCCCAGGACGUCCUCGCACUAGCCAAGAGGUGCCGAACGCUGAAGACAAUCCCAGCCUGAUCCCACUGGUGACCUUCCCCGAGUCUUCCAAGGGCAUAAUCUACAGUGACCUUAACUACUCUGUGAUCCUGCAGUGGAUGGUGACCAUGAACCCAGAGCCUGUGCUGAGCUGGACCUUUGAUGGAAAGCCAUGUGGAACUGGGGAGAAGCUAUUUAUCCGGCGACUGUCCCCAGAUCAGCUGGGCACUUACCUGUGCAUAGCCAGGAACACAGACAAAGAGCUGGUCUCUGAGCCGGUGACUGUCUCAUUGAGCCCAGCCACCGGGGCUCCCACAGUUCCGGCUCCCACAGUUGCCUAUCCCAUGAAGCCGAACGACUACAUGUCGGUCUCAGGAGGAUCCGCCAUAGCCCUCAUCGUAGCGGCCACCAUCGGAGGAUUAGUCCUGAUCGGAUCUGUCUGCUUCUAUAUACUGCUGGCACUUAAGAAAUAAGGAACGUGCAGCUAAGCCAUGAGCUCAUGAAUCUCUACCCGAAGCCGAUCCCAGGACAGGAGUCUCAGGACAGGAAGACAUGGCCCUUGUCAAGCUCCACCUCCCUCCCAUUUGUGCCCAAGAUGUCCCCAGCUAAAUAAAGCCUUUUCUAUCUUCCUGCCGGCUGCCAACACCCCAUCUUCACAGUCCACCUAUUCCGGGAACACUGUCUCUAUUCUUCUGCCUCGUGGACUGCAAACAAGAGAAACUCCCUGGCUUAGUUGAAGGGAGGGGAGGGAGAACAGGAGGAAGAAUUUGACAGAAGUCAUGAAGAUUUCCCAGAAUCCAAGGGUGUAUCUGUCAGCCUCAGCAAGGUAACGAAUUGCCUCUGGAAUCUAGCAGCUUGAAAUAACAGCCAUUUGUGCCGAUUGCAAUUCUGUGGCUUCGGCUGUAGGUUAGGCUCGGCAGGUGGGGGCUUGCUGCAGUAUCUGUGGUCCAGUGACUGUCUGGAGGGGCAACAUCAGUGGAAACAGCUGGCAUUCCUUGGUGUCCUCUUAUGUUCAGAAAGGUAAACGCCAACCGAUUACGAGGCCUCUGGUUCAGAACCUAACACCAUCGUUGCCAUCCCAUUGGCUGGAGGAAGUCACAUGACCGGCCCAAGAGGUGGGGGCCCUGGCUCUACCUCUUCCUGCUCUCAACCCACCUUCUCUUCCUUACAGUCUUGCUCUUAAGGAAUUCACGUGCUGUGUCUUCUUCACAGCCCCCUCCCUCUUUUCUCCUUUCUCUUUCAUUGCGUUAUCCCAGAAUUUCUGUCCCUGGGAGUUGACCAACUCAGCCAGCUUGCUUACAACAUGUAACAUCUGUUGGACUGAUGUUUUUGUACACUUUGUAAAGAUGUGUCUCUGUCCUUAUUUGCCUGCCCAAAGCACCUUCUGAUUGGUCAAAAUAAAAAGCCUAUAGC
Mus musculus (house mouse) is the source of this 2020-nucleotide messenger RNA. It is a transcript of the gene Igsf23, whose product is annotated as immunoglobulin superfamily, member 23. NCBI's taxonomy places the organism in Eukaryota, Metazoa, Chordata, Mammalia, Rodentia, Muridae. Bases 475 to 1080 code for a protein of 201 amino acids. The record is from RefSeq and is marked validated. The transcript has 6 exons. Gene Ontology annotation, cellular component: plasma membrane.